Molecule: messenger RNA, 7677 nt
Organism: Fusarium vanettenii 77-13-4
Lineage: Eukaryota; Fungi; Ascomycota; Sordariomycetes; Hypocreales; Nectriaceae
Exons: 11
Coding region: 1-7677 (2558 amino acids)
Biological process (GO): secondary metabolite biosynthetic process; fatty acid biosynthetic process
Molecular function (GO): 3-oxoacyl-[acyl-carrier-protein] synthase activity; fatty acid synthase activity; phosphopantetheine binding
Source: RefSeq, a predicted model, not a curated record
AUGGGUUCAACGACAGAUCAGUUCAGCCACGGAAAUGACAUUGCCGUGGUGGGAUUCUCUUUCAAGCUUCCCCAGGACGUUGAAGACGUUGACAGUUUCUGGCAUGUUCUGCAGAACCGCCAAAACUUGAUGACUCGCUGGCCCGAGUCCCGCAUCAACGCUGAAUCGUUCGUGUCUGGUACACGAAGCAAGUUUAGCUGCCAUGGCGGACACUUUAUCAACGAUGACCCGGCAGCCUUUGAUGCCCCCUUCUUCUCCAUCUCGACAAAGGAAGCAGCUGCUAUGGAUCCUAUGCAGAGAUGGACAUUAGAAACAUCCUACCGUGCUUUCGAAAAUGCUGGCAUUCCCGCCGAGAAGCUCAAGUGCUCAAGGACCGGCGUCUUCUCUGCGUCCUUUACCGACGACUGGGCCAGGAUGCUCUCACAGGACCCCGAAAACGUUGAAAGGACAGCGGCCACUGGUACUGCGCCCUCGCUCAUUUCGAACCGCGUCAGCUGGUACUUUGACCUCAGGGGGCCCAGUGUCCAUGUUGAUACUGCUUGCUCCAGCAGUCUAUUUGCGGUGGACAUGGCAUGCCAAUCUUUGCGCGCUGGCGAAUCAUCGGCUGCACUUGUCACUGGAUCCAGCUUGAUUCUCACCCCGACCUUCACCCACUUCCUAUCGAAUCUUGGCUUCUUGUCUCCGGAUAGUAAGUGUUGGGCUUUUGAUCAUCGCGCAAAUGGCUAUGCCCGAGGAGAAGGUUUCAUUGCUAUUCUUCUGAAACCUCUUUCUGCUGCCCUACGAGACAACGACAUGAUUCGGUCUGUCAUCCGAGCUACUGGCUCGAACCAGGACGGCCAAACACCUUCAUUAACGCAACCUAACCCUAGAGCACAGGAAGAACUGAUACGCCAUGUGUACAAGAAGGCCAAUCUCUCUCUUGACAAGACACGAUAUGUCGAAGCUCACGGUACUGGGACACCUGUUGGUGAUCCAAUCGAAAUGAAAGCAAUAGGAAGAGUCUUCCGAAGCUCCCGAUCCGCUUCGGCACCCCUUUACGUAGGCUCGAUCAAGAGUAACAUCGGCCAUCUCGAAGGAAGUAGCGGGCUAGCUGGUGUCAUCAAGUCUAUUGUGUCCCUUGAAAAAGGCCUCAUUCCGCCUCAUGCGCUCUUUGAAAAGAUCAACCCCGACAUUGAUCUCGAGUUCUACCAUACUGCUAUCCCAAUCCAGGAAAUUGUCUGGCCGAGCGACGGGCUCCGACGGAUAUCUGUAAAUUCGUUUGGGUUUGGAGGCACCAAUACCCACGUUGUGCUAGAUGACGCGUAUCACUACUUGCAAGAACGCGGCAUCACCGGUAAUCAUUGCACGGUGGCAGCGGCAGGACCUGCGUCGAAUGACACCACGUCUGUAAACGAGAACGGUCCAGUCAAUGGAUGUUCCAAUGGAUGCCGCAACGAGACAUCCAAUACACCCCUCAACGGCAUCAAUCAUCGCAGUCAUGGUCAGGGCAAGUCUCGACUCCUUGUAUGGUCUGCCGCAGACGAAAAGGCAGUCAAGCGCAUGGUCGAGGGGCAGCAAGCCUUCUUCAACAACCAAGUCGCUGGAGACGCCGUCAAACUCGACCAGUUUGCGUACACACUGGCUGCUCGACGAAGCCGCAUGCUCUGGCGCGCAGCAGCCAUCGUCACGGAUGAACCAAACGACAAUAUCAGCAUCGCCGCGGCCAAGCCAGUGCGCAGUUCAGGAGAGGCUGGGCUGGCUUUUGUCUUUACAGGCCAGGGAGCACAGUACGCCGGUAUGGGCUGGAAUCUUGUCCACCAAUAUCCUAUCUUUGCCGAAACCCUGCAACGGAUUGGCAAAGUGUACAAUGGCCUUGGGUGUGAAUGGCAGCUGCUUGACGAGCUGCAAAACGCCGAGAACAUCAAUUACCCCGAGUACAGCCAGCCGCUAUCCACAGCCAUACAGCUGGCUCUAGUCGAUCUCCUAAAGAGCUUCAACAUCUUGCCCAAGGCAGUCAUUGGGCAUUCCUCAGGCGAGAUUGCUGCUGUUUAUGCCAUCGGGGCCCUGUCGCUGGAGUCAGCUUGCAAGGUCUCCUACUUCCGCGGCCAACUCGCCGGCAAGCUUCGAGCCACCAGCUCAACAGUGGGAGCCAUGAUCUCGAUAAAUCUCGCCGAGGAUCACGUCCCAGACUAUCUUGGCAAGCUAGGCAUCACAGACGUCUGUGUUGCUUGCAUCAACAGCCCGUUGAACUGCACCCUGUCGGGCCCGGAGAGUGCCAUCGACGCAGUAAAGGAGCAGGCAGACAAAGAUGGUAUAUUUGCCCGGAAGCUCAAGACAGGCGUGGCAUAUCAUUCGCCUGUUAUGCUCGCCAUUGCCGACGAUUACAGGCAGCAGAUGGGACACCUCGAACCCGCCACGACGUCCUCGGCAAGUUCCAUGAUUUCCACUGUGACUGGCAACAGUGUUCCACGUGCUGUGCUGGCUACGGCUCAGUACUGGGUGGACAACAUGGUGUCUCCAGUUCGCUUUGUCGAUGCUGUCCGCGCCUUGUCACAGCAGUCCUCUACGUGGAAAGCUGCAUUCGUGGGUAACAUGACGGAUCUAGUUGAGAUUGGGCCGACUGCUGCUCUGCGUCGACCCGUCGCAGACUCAUUGGCCUCGGCAGGUCCCCGUGCAAAGAAGAUCCGGUACGCGAGCGUCCUACACCGUGGUCGGUCCGCUGUUGAAACUACUCUGGAGUUUGCCGGGCACUUGUUUACCUGUGGACAUUCAGUGUCGAUUGCCGCCGUGAAUCAACUUGACGUCGAUGGCCAUUUCCUCGUCGAUUGUCCCGAGUAUCCAUUUGACCACUCCAACAGAUACUGGUCAGAGUCACGCAUCAGUCGCGAUUACAGAUUGCGUGGUGCCGUAGUCGGUGAGACCUUGGGUCAACGGGUUUCAGACUGGAAUCCCCUCGGGCCAAGGUGGAGGAACUUUCUAUGCACCGACAACACUGUUGUGUACCCAGCGGCUGGCAUGCUGGUCAUGGCAAUGGAAGCGGUGCAGCAAAUGGUCCCUGCGAAUAGAACGGUUGCAGGUUACUCUGUCAAGGAAGCACGCUUCAUGAGUCCCAUCGUCGUGGGAGAGACGUGGGAAGACAGAACAGAGACGACAGUCGAGCUUCGGCCGGUGCAGAAGCCAUUCGAGAAGUCCUCGACGUGGUUCGACAUUCGAAUCUUUUGCUACCGCAACAAGGAAUGGUCCCAGUGUUUCUUGGCGAGCAUUCAAGUGCAGUACGAGGAAGAUUCUCUGCAAGUUGGGGUUCAACAAGAGAAGAAACUCGUCGACCAAGACGUCCUAGCCCGCUAUGAGCGUGCGGUCAAGGCCUGCACAAGGCCCGUUGAUUCCCACGUCUUUUAUCGCAACGCCGCUGACCACGGCCUGCGAUAUGGAGACUGGUUUCAGCUGCUGGAGGACCUCCACUGGGACGGAAAGAACACUGCCGUCGGUCGUAUUGACGUCUCCAAGACACAGUUCCACUCGACUAGCCUGGUGCACCCGGCCGUCUUGGACAACGUGUUCCACAUGCUGCGGGCGAGCUCCCAAGCCUCUGCCUCGACGUCAGCCACUAAUGUUCCCGUCAGGAUAGUCGACGCUUGGUUCUCUGCCUCAGGAUGGCAGAGCCCGCAGAUCAAGAGGCUCGCCUGCUGUGGCAUUGCAAACGUGGAUCAGGAGGCUGGCGAGGAUGGUACCAUCUACGCGCUCAGCGAUGAUGGGAAAGUCUUGAUGACUAUCCAACACAUGAUUACAGUGGCCGUUUCCAGACCCGAAGAGGGUAGCACAACAGAAAGAAAGCUUCUUCACAAAGCCCAGUGGAAACCGCAGCUGGGCCUCCUCGAUCCACAGCAGCUUACACAAGCUUGCGUCAAGGGUAGCAUCGUCAAAGAUGACGCAACCAUGGUCGCUCACCACGCCGAACUAACGUCCAUCAUGAAUGUCGCUCUUGAUAGGACUCUCCGAAACAUGACCGUGGCGGAGCGUGAAAAGGUGCCCGUCUCGCUGGAGCGGCACAUGGCGUGGGUGAGACACCACAUCAGCACGCUCGAACCAGGCCAGAGAGACGACCCGGAAGCGCCCAUCAGCGACCAACAGCUUGAGCAGCGACUUGAGCACAUCGAGGGCAUACACCCACCUUGGAAACUACACACCAGUGUGGUGCGCGAGCUGAAGAACAUCCUGCUCGGAGCCAAGGAUCCGCUCGAGGUCAUCUUUGAUUCGGAUCUGGCCGACGUCUUCUACGCAGACAUGUUUGCUCAGAUCUGCGACGAACGGCUGCGCAACUUUCUCGAUCUCGCCUCGCACGAGAACCCCGGCCUGCGCAUUCUCGAGGUUGGCGCCGGGACUGGCGGCUUCACGGGGCACGUGUUGACCGCGCUGCAAUCACUCGAGAAGGAGAGCGGAGGUCUGAAGCUGGCGGAAUACACAUACACUGAUAUCUCGCCCAUGUUCUUCGAACGGGCACGGGAACGGUGGAGGGCGUUUGAAGGCCGCAUAAGCUUCAAGACCCUGGACCUGGAACGCACACUCGAGAGCCAGGGCUUCGAGGUCGGCUCGUAUGAUCUAGUUGUUGCCGGCAGCGUCUUGCACGCCACGGCGGAUCUGGUGGGAACGAUGAAGAACGUGCGGACUGCGCUCAAAGCUGGAGGGCGGGCGCUGAUCCUGGAGGUGGUCGCGCCGGAAGACGUUGUCGUCAACUUCUCGUUCGGCCUUGUCCCCGGGUGGUGGCUCGCGCGUGAAGAAUGGCGCAAGAUGUCGCCCCUUUUGAACGAGAGUCAGUGGGACACGUGCUUGCAAGCGAGCGGAUACUCGGGCAACGACCUCGUGCUCAAGGAUUACGAGGGGCAGGGGUAUCAUAUCUGCAGCAUCAUCGUGUCGACUGCUGUGGAAGCAGAGGCAACAGCCCAUGUGGAUGUGAGCUACAAAGUGCUGUUGGUUGUCGAAGAGGCAUCAAAACGACAAGUUGAGCUGGCCAACCACAUUCACAACUCGAUGAGUGCCCGGUCUGGAGAACAAUCCUGCAGCAUCAUGUCCAUGCAGGACUUCCAGGCGAUCAUACCAGCAAGAGAUGAUGUCGUGCUUUGCCUAGCAAGCCUGGACAGUCCCUUUCUGUACGCCAUUUCUGAGAGCAAACUAGGCUGGGUACAGCAUCUCAUGCGCCACACCAGAAAGCUGCUCUGGGUGAGUGGUUCAAGCAUUGACGACGACACGCAAUCACAAUUCUAUAGCCUGGCCCAAGGCUUCUUUCGCUCGCUGCGACUCGAAGUGGCCGAAAGCAAGAUCGUCACGCUUGCCAUCGAGACAAGGGAUGCGACAGUAGCUGUCUCGGCACAGCAUGUUAUGAAGGUCCUCCUAAGCUCGUUCCUUGACCCAUCUUCCGAGGAGCUCGAGUAUAUGGUUAGUCAGGACGGCCUUCUUGAGACCUGCAGGGCUGCAGAAGACGUUCGUGGCAACGAUGCGCUGAAUGCCCUUCUCUCUCCACACUCCCACUCAGGUACCUGGUCAGAAGGCCCAGCGUUGUCUCUCUCAAUCAAGACGGUUGGAACACUGGACUCGCUAUGCUUCACCGAGGACUUGGAGUACGACACGGAGCUGGCAGCUGACGAGGUCGAGAUCGAAGCCAAGGCCUGGGGUGUCAACUUCCGUGAUGUCCUGCAGGCUCUAGGGCGCCUAGAGGAAAGGACAUUUGGGGUCGACUGCGCUGGUAUCGUCACCAGGUUGGGCAGUGGCUGCAAUGACAAUUUCCAGCUGGGUGACCGGGUCUGUAUGGCAUCCCCUGGCUGCAUGCGUCGAAACCCGCGUGGACCUGCAACGUCGGUGAUCAAGAUACCCAGCGACGACAUGUCCUUUGCUGCCGCUGCCUCAGUCAUCGUGCCGGGAAUGACGGCGUAUCACGCGCUCGUCGACGUUGCACGAGUCGCAAAGGGAGAGUCUGUCCUCAUCCACUCGGCUGCAGGCGCCACAGGCCAGAUGGCCAUUGCUGUUGCCAAGAUGCGAGGGGCGUCUAUCUAUGCGACAGUUGGCAGUGAGGAGAAGAAGCGCUUCUUGGUGGACGCUCUAGGUAUCCCCGAGGACAACAUCUUUCACAGUCGCAAUACGUCGUUUGCGCAGGGAGUCAUGCGCGUCACCAAGAGGCGUGGCGUCGACGUUGUGCUCAAUUCUCUCUCUGGGGAUGCUCUCCAGGCUUCGUGGAGCUGCAUUGCCCGUCGCGGACGCUUUAUAGAGAUCGGAAAGGCAGAUAUCAUUGCUAACUCGGGGCUUCCCAUGUCCUGCUUCGAGAGAAACGUGAGCUUCUCCGCCGUGGACCUACGCGAGAUCCUCAUCGAGGACCCUCAGGCCACUGCUGAGCUGCUGCACAAGGUCAUGCAGUUCACGCGUGACACUGGUGCCGCGCCAGCGCCGGUGCGCUCUUUUCCAGCUAGCCAGGUCGAACAGGCUUUCCGGACACUCCAGAACGGCAAGAAUAUCGGCCGCAUUGUGAUUGAGCCUGGCCCAGACGAUAUUGUCCCUAAAUACCUGCUAGACCGACGACCGUGGAAGUUUGAUAGUAACGCAUCGUACCUCAUCGCCGGGGGUUUGGGAGGCAUCGGUCGUGCCAUUAUGAAAUGGAUGGCGACGCGCGGCGCCAACUAUCUCAUCGUGCCAUCAAGAUCCGGAGCCUCAUCCCCAGAAGCAGCCGCCGUCAUUGCUGAACUGGAAUCUCAGGGUGUUUGUGUCGUCGCGCCAAGGUGUGAUGUGGCCUCGGAGCUGGCACUGUCAAGCGUACUUGAUGAGUGUGCACGCACAAUGCCCCCUCUCAAGGGUUGCAUCAACGCCGCCUUGGUUCUGCAGGAUGCCCUGUUUGAGAACAUGACGCUUGCUCAGUGGGAUCUGGCCGUCAGGGCCAAGGUGGACACGGCGUGGAACCUGCACCGUCUCUUGCCCAAGGAUCUCGACUUCUUCGUCUUGCUGUCGUCUCUAGCCGGGCAGAUAGGACAAGCCGCAACCUCGCAAUAUGCCGCGGGCUGUACAUUCCAGGAUUCUCUGGCACGCUACCGCGUCGAGCAUGGCCAGAAAGCUGUGUCCCUUGAUCUUGGCUGGAUGCGUGACAUUGGCAUUGUCGCCGAGACAGCCGCCUUUCAACGUCGGCGACUCGCCACCGACGACAUGCAGCAGAUCAACGGCAACGAGUUGAUGGCUCUCCUGACAUUGUGCUGUGAUCCGACCGGUUCAGAAGCAAGCCAGAUGCUCGUGGGCCUACGAACGCCAGCCGACUUCCUCGCCAAAGGACAGAAACCUCCGGCCCUACUAGAGCGGCCAUUCUUCUCAGCUUUUUCCCGAAUUUUGGGCACCGAGGUCAUCUCCAGCGCAGGACCGGCAGCGGACCCAGCGGCGCUGUUCCGCGCUGCUGCUGAACCAGAAGAAAAGGCCCAGAUCGUCAUCAACUCUCUGGUUGCCAAGCUGGCGCAUGCCAUGUCCAUCUCGCCCGAGGAUGUGGAAGUCUCAAAGCCGCUGUCGAGCUAUGGUGUUGAUUCCUUGAUGGCGGUAGAGCUUCGCAACUGGAUUCGACGCGAUUUUGCUGCGCCAGUGGCUGUCUUUGAUAUCAUGGGGGGCGUGCCUAUUUCGAUGAUUGGAGAGCUGGUGGUUGCCAGAAGCACUACUGUUCCCCACUUAUCUAGUUAG